AACCGGAGGGGCGCCUCCGAGCCCCCGCUUUUUCCUCGGGAUUUUUUAUUUAUUUUUUUUGCUCCCACUGCGGCAGUCUGGUCGGCGCCUGCGCGAAGGACUGAAUGGUCUAAGGCCACAGGGAAGGAAGAUGGUGGAAAAUUCCCCGUCGCCAUUGCCCGAAAGAGCGAUUUAUGGCUUUGUUCUUUUCUUAAGCUCCCAGUUUGGCUUCAUACUGUAUAUUGUAUGGGCUUUCAUUCCCGAAUCUUGGUUAAACUCCCUAGGCUUGACUUACUGGCCUCAGAAAUACUGGGCCGUUGCGUUGCCUGUCUACCUUCUUAUUGCUGUUGUCUUUGGUUAUGUACUCUUGUUUGGAAUUAACAUGAUGAGUACCUCUCCACUCGACUCCAUUCAUACGAUCACAGAUAACUAUGCUAAAAAUCAACAGUGGAAGAACUACCAAGAAGAUGCCAUCCCAGCAUUAAGAGAUGUUCCCAUCAGUGAAGUAAACAAGAUGUUCUUCCUUGGAGCUCAAGAACUUAACACCCAGAACUGAGCUGUGUGUAAAUAUCCUAACACCAAGCAUGUACAAGUUUGGAGUGAAUAACUUUGAAAAUAAUUAUAUUGGCUGUCCUUUUAAUACCCAAUAUUGACAUGUAAAAACAUGAAAGUUGAUUUCUUAGAUUCAGUUCAAGUAAAAUUGUAAAUAUU
Peromyscus californicus insignis is the source of this 690-nucleotide messenger RNA. Its product is annotated as phosphatidylinositol N-acetylglucosaminyltransferase subunit P-like. Gene Ontology annotation, molecular function: phosphatidylinositol N-acetylglucosaminyltransferase activity. The record is from RefSeq and is a predicted model, not a curated record. Lineage: Eukaryota; Metazoa; Chordata; Mammalia; Rodentia; Cricetidae. Gene Ontology annotation, biological process: GPI anchor biosynthetic process.